AUGCCCGAGCCUAGAAGACAUUACCGCACAGAAUUGAACAAUCUUUGCGUCCAGGCUGGAUGGGAAGUACGCUUUGAAGACUCUUUUACUGGUCCCCAGAACAAAGGAACAUGGAGCUCGAUCGCCUACGUCAAUGGUGUCUCUUAUGGUCAGGGGAGCGCGAAAGACGUCCGCGCCGCCAGGGAAGAGGCAUCUUACCAUACGCUCGUUUAUUUUGGCCGUGCUUGAUUUGCACCGACCCCACGCUGUGAGAUACACCGACUCAAUGGGCAUUCAUAACACGGACUUUAGAUUACUUGCACUUCUAUCUUAUUUAUCAUCCGUGUAUCUCACUUGAU
This is a messenger RNA of Desarmillaria tabescens, 338 nucleotides long. RefSeq lists its product as uncharacterized. The record is from RefSeq and is a predicted model, not a curated record. The transcript has 3 exons. NCBI's taxonomy places the organism in Eukaryota, Fungi, Basidiomycota, Agaricomycetes, Agaricales, Physalacriaceae. The coding region runs from base 1 to 228 and encodes 75 amino acids.